Messenger RNA from Odobenus rosmarus divergens (Pacific walrus), 1367 nucleotides. RefSeq names its product coiled-coil domain containing 25 (gene CCDC25). The transcript has 9 exons. The record is from RefSeq and is a predicted model, not a curated record. Lineage: Eukaryota; Metazoa; Chordata; Mammalia; Carnivora; Odobenidae. The coding region runs from base 95 to 721 and encodes 208 amino acids.
CGGGAAACAGGCGGCCUCCGCUCUCUGGUAUCCUGAGCUGUCGAGUUGAGUUGCUUCUGUUUCGCGCUGGAGUAUCUGCGCCGCUGCCGGGAUCAUGGUGUUCUACUUUACCAGCAACAGCGUUAACUCAUCUGCUUACACUAUUUACAUGGGAAAGGAUAAAUAUGAAAAUGAAGAUCUAAUAAAGCAUGGCUGGCCUGAAGAUAUUUGGUUUCAUGUGGACAAACUCUCUUCGGCUCAUGUAUACCUUCGAUUACAUAAGGGGGAGAAGAUAGAAGACAUACCAAAGGAAGUCCUGAUGGACUGUGCCCAUCUUGUGAAGGCCAAUAGCAUUCAAGGCUGCAAGAUGAACAACGUUAAUGUGGUAUAUACACCGUGGUCUAACCUGAAGAAAACAGCCGACAUGGAUGUGGGACAGAUAGGCUUUCACAGGCAGAAGGAUGUGAAAAUUGUGACCGUGGAGAAGAAAGUGAAUGAGAUCCUGAACCGAUUAGAAAAGACCAAAAUGGAGCGGUUCCCAGACCUCGCGGCAGAGAAGGAAUGCAGAGACCGAGAAGAGAGGAAUGAGAAAAAAGCCCAAAUUCAGGAAAUGAAAAGGAGAGAGAAGGAAGAGAUGAAGAAGAAGCGGGAAAUGGACGAACUUAGGAGCUAUUCAUCACUAAUGAAAGUUGAGAAUAUGUCUUCAAAUCAGGAUGGCAAUGAUUCAGAUGAAUUCAUGUGAAUGGAGGAAAGGACCUUUGAAAGAUGUGAAUUUUGGGACAGUUGCAGACGGUUUGAUUUCAUCUGUGUUUGGAGUUAUAAAAAAAAAAACAACUAAAAUUCUACCUUCAUUCUACACAAAUAUUACCAACGUUGGAGUCUAAAAAACAAAAAAAGUGUUCCCUUUUUUGCCGACGGAAAAGGAUCAGAUAUUUAUAAUAUAUUUGGACUUGAAAAACAGCAUAUAACUUUAGGAAAGUGAAAAUAUUUUUGCUGAAAGAUGUCUUGGUACCUCAUGACAGUUGGCUGCCCUUGUUCUUGGGAUAGACUUUAGAACAGACCAGCUCUGAGAAGUAUUUGUUACUGUGGUCUGUCCCUGAGAACAGAUGUCUUGAGAAGCUUUUUCAUAUUCUUAAAAUAGCUUCACUUCUGUUAAGAAGAAUGUAUCAGUGAGCAAUGUAUGCGAACGUUGCCCUUGGCCCCGAUUUCCUGACUAGAACAAGAAAGCUUACGGGUUUUGACGGUGAUAGUGAUAUUUUCAGAAGAUUGCCGGCUUCAGUAUUCCUGUCCCAUGGUGUCGUGUGAGUCCUCAGCUCUCCCCUUGUCCUGGCUUCCACCUUCCGCAUCCUUUCUCUGAGCCAGGGCCUUCCCCCUAGUUACCAUCAUGC